AUGCACAAACGGGACCUUGUUGCUGGUCUUCCCAGGGUUCUCCCUCCCCUCCCACCCUCGCCUGCUCCUCCCUGUCUUCCCUGUGUCGAGGGGCGGCAGCGCGCCGCUCCUCACUCCUCCUCCUUUCCCCCGACGACUGCUCCUUUGCAGACGCUCCACAUGGACGUAUCUCGUCUCCAGCUCAGUGAGCGUUUCCGCUCCGACUUCCCUGUCCUGCGUCUGCACUCUGACAGAGGUGGGGAGUUUUCCUCUGGCCUCUUGGAGGCCUUCUGUCAGCAGGAGGGCAUUGAGCAGUCGUUCACACUUCCGGCCUCUCCACAGCAGAAUGGGGUUGCUGAGCGCCGCAUUGGCUUGGUCAUGGAGGUCGCUCGUACCUCCUUGGUUCAUGCGGCUGCCCCCCACUUUCUGUGGUCGUUUGCAGUCCGAUACGCUGCGCAUCAGCUCAACCUCUGGCCCCGUGUCUCCUUACCGGAGACUUCUCCGACACUGCGUUGGACGGGAGAGGCUGGCGAUGCGUCGCGUUUUCGGGUCUGGGGAUCUCGAGCCUUUGUUCGCGACACGUCCGCGGACAAGCUCUCCCGUCGCGCUGUCCCCUGUGUCUUCCUUGGCUUUGUCCCGGACGCGCCUGGUUGGCAGUUCUACCACGCCACCUCGCGUCGUGUCCUUGCCUCUCAGGACGUCACUUUUGACGAGUCCGUCCCCUACUACCGCCUCUUUCCCUACCGCACUGCCCCGCUCCCCCCCCGCCUCUCUUCCUCGCUCCAGGUAGACCCAGUUGAGCCUGUCGAGGUAGCUGUUGACUCUCGUCCUGCUGGGGGUACUGAGCCUGCCCGUGAGGAGUCUGGGGGUGCGGAGCCUGGGGGUGCGGAGCCUGGAGGUGCUGAGCCUGGGAGUGCGGAGUCUGGAGGUGCUGCGUCUGGGGGUGCUGCGUCUGGAGGUGCUGAGCCUGGGGGUGCUGAGCCUGACCGUGCUGAGUCUGGGGGUGCGGAGCCUGGGGGUGCGGAGUCUCGAGGUGCUGAGCCUGGGGGUGCUACGUCUGGGGGUGCUGUGUCUGGAGAGGAUGUUGCUACUAGAGCUCGUACCAGUACUUCCCUCCUACCCAGGAGCUCCCCCCCAUUCAGCAGAUCCGAGAGUGGUACGCGCGGCGCUGCAGUCUUCGGAGUGGUGCUCCUGGUGCUGCGGACCCCAGCGGUGGCGCUGCUGCUGGUGCUGAGGACCCGUGGCGUUGGAGCUACUGCUGGUGCUGAGGACCCGACCGGUGGAGCUGCUGCUGGUGCUGAGGACCCGAGCGGUCGGCUGCUGCUGGUGCUGAGGACCCGGGCGUGGAGCUACUGCUGUGAGCUGAGGACCCGGUGUGGAGCUGAUGUGGUGCUGAGGACCGAGAGUGUCGAGCUGCUGCUGGUGCUGAGGACCUGGACGGUGGAGCUGCUGCUGGUGCUGAGGACCCUGCCGCUGGUGUCGCUUCUGGUUCUGGAGACGCUGCGCUGGACGCGACCGUACUUCGUACCACUUCUUCAGCAGGUUCUUGGUCAGGCUCCUCCUCCUUGUCCUCCUCCCUCCGUAGCGUGUCCUCCGCCUGUCCAGUCGCAGUCCCAGUUACCGCCUGACUCGCCUCUCCCUGCUCCCUCUCCUUAUACUGGUCCCACAGGAGGUCUUACAGAGCGUCGUGAGCCUGAGUCUCGUCCUGCGUCGCCUGUUCGUACUGCUCGCACUGGUCGUCGUGUCCCACGUGAGCGUCCUCCUCCUGUUCCUGGCACUCACUACAUGACUCUGCGUCCCUCCACUGCUCCUCAGCGUGUUCCGCUGCCGUCUCCUCCUGCGUCCUCUCUGCCUACUCUUCCUGAUCCGGAGUCUGACUCCCGUCGUGCUGCCAGUCCCACUGUCACCGUCUUCGCUACUGUUGUCACUGACCCUACCUUUGAGUCCUCUGCUGCGUCUGCUCUGGUCGCUGAGUUGAUCGACUUUGCUGCCCGGUGUCGUCUAGACUACGCCACUAGCCUUGUUGCUGAGUCUGAGUCUGAGUCUGUCUGUCCUCCGUCCGUCGGGGUUGCCCCUGAGGGAGACCCGGAUGCACCAGACAUCCCGACCCCGCGCACUUACGCUGAGGCUGAUGGCGUGGGUCCCUACUCCUCCCAGUGGCAGACAGCCAUGGACGCAGAGAUGGCUUCCUGGAAGUCCACAGGCACCUACGUCGACGAGGUUCCCCCACCUGGGGCGAACAUCGUCAGUGGCAUGUAG
This is a messenger RNA of Closterium sp. Yama58-4, 2238 nucleotides long. The record is from the annotation of a GenBank genome assembly. NCBI's taxonomy places the organism in Eukaryota, Viridiplantae, Streptophyta, Zygnematophyceae, Desmidiales, Closteriaceae.